Messenger RNA from Leishmania braziliensis MHOM/BR/75/M2904, 3813 nucleotides. RefSeq lists its product as hypothetical. The transcript has a single exon. Gene Ontology annotation, cellular component: cytoskeleton. NCBI's taxonomy places the organism in Eukaryota, Euglenozoa, Kinetoplastea, Trypanosomatida, Trypanosomatidae. The record is from RefSeq and is a predicted model, not a curated record. Bases 1 to 3813 code for a protein of 1270 amino acids.
AUGGACUACCACUAUCCGAAUGUGUGGGCACUGUAUGCGAAGCGUUGGACUCCCAAGGAUGGCCUGGAUGCGGCGAAGGACAUGAUCACCGAGCUUCAGGUCGCGCUAGCAGCGAAGGAGGAGGAGGCCGCCAAGAAUGCAGCAGAGCUGGAGGAGCAGAGGGCCGAGGCGGAGAAGCUUGCUGCGGAGCUGGUGGAGCAGAGGGCCGAGGCGGAGAAGCUUGCGGCGGAGCUGGUGGAGCAGAGGGCUGAGGCGGAGAAGCUUGCUGCGGAGCUGGUGGAGCAGAGGGCCGAGGCGGAGAAGCUUGCUGCGGAGCUGGUGGAGCAGAGGGCCGAGGCGGAGAAGCUUGCUGCGGAGCUGGAGGAGAAGAGGGCCGAGGCGGAGAAGCUUGCGGCGGAGCUGGAGGAGCAGAGGGCUGAGGCGGAGAAGCUUGCUGCGGAGCUGGAGGAGCAGAGGGCCGAGGCGGAGAAGCUUGCGGCGGAGCUGGAGGAGCAGAGGGCCGAGGCGGAGAAGCUUGCUGCGGAGCUGGUUGAGCAGAGGGCCGAGGCGGAGAAGCUUGCGGCGGAGGUGGCGGCCUUCCGCGCGAAGCGCAACGCUGCGCUGGAGGCCCGCGACGCGGACGGCACGCUGCCCGUGCUGGAGAAGGCUGUGGCCGCGGACGAGGCGGCUGCGCAGGCGCUGGACCCGCGGCAGAUCGCCGACGGGCCGCUGUACGCUGUGACGCUGGAGGAGUACCGCGACAGGGAUGCGGCCGUGGGGCAGCUUGCUGCGGAGCUGGAGGAGCAGAGGGCCGAGGCGGAGAAGCUUGCUGCGGAGCUGGUGGAGCAGAGGGCCGAGGCGGAGAAGCUUGCGGCGGAGCUGGAGGAGAAGAGGGCCGAGGCGGAGAAGCUUGCUGCGGAGGUGGUGGAGAAGAGGGCCGAGGCGGAGAAGCUUGCGGCGGAGCUGGAGGAGCAGAGGGCCGAGGCGGAGAAGCUUGCGGCGGAGCUGGUGGAGCAGAGGGCCGAGGCGGAGAAGCUUGCUGCGGAGGUGGUGGAGCAGAGGGCCGAGGCGGAGAAGCUUGCGGCGGAGGUGGCGGCCUUCCGCGCGAAGCGCAAUGCUGCGCUGGAGGCCCGCGACGCGGACGGCACGCUGCCCGUGCUGGAGAAGGCUGUGGCCGCGGACGAGGCGGCUGCGCAGGCGCUGGACCCGCGGCAGAUCGCCGACGGGCCGCUGUACGCUGUGACGUUGGAGGAACUGUUGCAGGCACGAGAGGAGGCGGCACGCAAUGUAGAGGCGAUGGAUGACAAUGCUGCUGCCUUGGAGUCAGAACUGCUGGAUGUGUUGAUGCAGUUGAAGGUGAUGAAAGGCGAAAACGCUGCUCUGGAGGAUCUCUGCAAGGAAAAGGAUGCUGCGGUAGCUGACCUUGAGAAGCACGACGUGCGUGCGAACAACAGCGACAAGGCGAAGCCACAGACUACUUCGCGCCACAGCAAGGUGUUUGAGGGCGAGGAAUGGGGCACUGUUAUGGCCACUAAGCCCCAUGCGCUUCACGAGGCAUUUGUGUCCGAUGUGUGCGCCGCGUGCCGCGUGGGGCGCGAUGAUCUCUCCGAGGUGACGUUUGCACUUGGGAGUCUGAUGGCCGGCGUGAGUGUGACGCAUAAUAGCGACAUCAGCUGCGACGACAUUGCAAAGCUUGUGAUGGACUACCACUAUCCGAAUGUGUGGGCACUGUAUGCGAAGCGUUGGACUCCCAAGGAUGGCCUGGAUGCGGCGAAGGACAUGAUCACCGAGCUUCAGGUCGCGCUAGCAGCGAAGGAGGAGGAGGCCGCCAAGAAUGCAGCAGAGCUGGAGGAGCAGAGGGCCGAGGCGGAGAAGCUUGCGGCGGAGGUGGUGGAGCAGAGGGCCGAGGCGGAGAAGCUUGCUGCGGAGGUGGAGGAGCAGAGGGCCGAGGCGGAGAAGCUUGCGGCGGAGCUGGAGGAGCAGAGGGCCGAGGCGGAGAAGCUUGCUGCGGAGCUGGUGGAGCAGAGGGCCGAGGCGGAGAAGCUUGCGGCGGAGGUGGCGGCCUUCCGCGCGAAGCGCAACGCUGCGCUGGAGGCCCGCGACGCGGACGGCACGCUGCCCGUGCUGGAGAAGGCUGUGGCCGCGGACGAGGCGGCUGCGCAGGCGCUGGACCCGCGGCAGAUCGCCGACGGGCCGCUGUACGCUGUGACGCUGGAGGAGUACCGCGACAGGGAUGCGGCCGUGGGGCAGCUUGCUGCGGAGCUGGAGGAGCAGAGGGCUGAGGCGGAGAAGCUUGCGGCGGAGCUGGUGGAGCAGAGGGCCGAGGCGGAGAAGCUUGCUGCGGAGCUGGAGGAGCAGAGGGCCGAGGCGGAGAAGCUUGCUGCGGAGCUGGUGGAGCAGAGGGCCGAGGCGGAGAAGCUUGCGGCGGAGCUGGAGGAGAAGAGGGCCGAGGCGGAGAAGCUUGCUGCGGAGCUGGUGGAGCAGAGGGCCGAGGCGGAGAAGCUUGCGGCGGAGCUGGAGGAGCAGAGGGCCGAGGCGGAGAAGCUUGCUGCGGAGCUGGUGGAGCAGAGGGCCGAGGCGGAGAAGCUUGCUGCGGAGCUGGUGGAGCAGAGGGCCGAGGCGGAGAAGCUUGCGGCGGAGGUGGCGGCCUUCCGCGCGAAGCGCGAUGCUGCGCUGGAGGCCCUCGACGCGGACGGCACGCUGCCCGUGCUGGAGAAGGCUGUGGCCGCGGACGAGGCGGCUGCGCAGGCGCUGGACCCGCGGCAGAUCGCCGACGGGCCGCUGUACGCUGUGACGCUGGAGGAGUACCGCGACAGGGAUGCGGCCGUGGGGCAGCUUGCUGCGGAGCUGGAGGAGCAGAGGGCCGAGGCGGAGAAGCUUGCUGCGGAGCUGGUGGAGCAGAGGGCCGAGGCGGAGAAGCUUGCGGCGGAGCUGGAGGAGAAGAGGGCCGAGGCGGAGAAGCUUGCUGCGGAGCUGGUGGAGCAGAGGGCCGAGGCGGAGAAGCUUGCGGCGGAGCUGGAGGAGCAGAGGGCCGAGGCGGAGAAGCUUGCGGCGGAGCUGGUGGAGCAGAGGGCCGAGGCGGAGAAGCUUGCUGCGGAGGUGGCGGCCUUCCGCGCGAAGCGCAAUGUUGCGCUGGAGGCCCGCGACGCGGACGGCACGCUGCCCGUGCUGGAGAAGGCUGUGGCCGCGGACGAGGCGGCUGCGCAGGCGCUGGACCCGCGGCAUAUCGCCGACGGGCCGCUGUACGCUGUGACGCUGGAGGAGUACCGCGACAGGGAUGCGGCCGUGGGGCAGCUUGCUGCGGAGCUGGAGGAGCAGAGGGCUGAGGCGGAGAAGCUUGCGGCGGAGCUGGAGGAGCAGAGGGCUGAGGCGGGGAAGCUUGCGGCGGAGGUGGCGGCCUUCCGCGCGAAGCGCAAUGCUGCGCUGGAGGCCCGCGACGCGGACGGCACGCUGCCCGUGCUGGAGAAGGCUGUGGCCGCGGACGAGGCGGCUGCGCAGGCGCUGGACCCGCGGCAGAUCGCCGACGGGCCGCUGUACGCUGUGACGUUGGAGGAACUGUUGCAGGCACGAGAGGAGGCGGCACGCAAUGUAGAGGCGAUGGAUGACAAUGCUGCUGCCUUGGAGUCAGAACUGCUGGAUGUGUUGAUGCAGUUGAAGGUGAUGAAAGGCGAAAACGCUGCUCUGGAGGAUCUCUGCAAGGAAAAGGAUGCUGCGGUAGCUGACCUUGAGAAGCACGACGUGCGUGCGAAAAAGGGCGACAAGGCGAGCCGCGUUAAGGUCAGAUGCACUACACACCGAGGUUGCUCAGCUCCGCCAUAUUGUCGCAAAGCUUAA